AUGCGUCAAGACCUUAUUACUUUCAGUCAUAAUGGUGAAAAAGCUUUUCUCCUAGGAGAAUUCAGCGACUGGAAGAAGUGCCGAGAAAAACUUAAAAAACACUCCCAGUCUAAAUUUCACGCAGAGGCGACUGAGAAAGUUUUAUUAUCUGAUGAUUCGAGAAGAGAUAUUGGAGCGAUAUUGGUCAGUGAAUGGAAGAAAACCCAGGAAACUCGAAGAAGAAUGUUGCUAAAACAACUAAGUAGUAUAAGGUAUUUGGUACGCCAAGCCCAAAGUUUGCAAGGUAAAACUGAACUUGAGAGUAACUUGCAACAGUUGCUAAAAUUAAGAGCAAAGGAUGUACCUGAUUUGUUGGAUUGGAUUGACAACGGAAGAUAUCUCAGUCACGACAUCAUAAACGAGUUGAUUAAUAUGAUGAGCAAUGCAGUCCUGAGAUCUAUAGUGGCAGACAUCCGUAAGGAAUCACAAUUAUUUAGCCAAACUGCAGACGAGUCUAGAGACAUAAGCAACAAGGAACAACUAACAUGUGUUUUGCGCUGGAUACCUAGAACCGACUUGUCCGUCCACGAAAAUUUCCUCGGAAUGUACGAGCUAGAGAAAACCGAUGCUAAAACAAUCACCACUUCGCUGAAGGACAUUUUGUUGCGAUGCAGUUUGACGAUAGACGACUGUCGAUGGCAAACAUAUGAUGGAGCAGCAAAUAUGGCUGGAGGCAGAAGUGGGGUUGCUGCCCGAAUAUCUUCAGAGAAUCCUCACGCCCUGUACAUUCAUUGCGGUAACCACAGUCUUGACUUGGCUUUGCGUGAUUGUGUAAAGGAGAGCUGGAUUAUCAGCGAUACGUUGAAGGCGCAAUACCAGCAUAUUGCCAAAGAGAUUGAAGACAGCGGCACGCAAUAUGAGAAUCUGCAUUUGCUGUGUCCAACUCGAUGGACAGUAAGAACCAAAGCCAUCUCGGCUGUCUUGCACAAUUACGAGGCCCUCUACUCUGCAUUACUUAGCAUUGCCAAAGAAUCUUGCAAGUCCACCGUUCGUGACACAGCAUCCGGUAUGGCUAGCCGAUUGAAGAAGUUUUCCUCGUACUUUGGUUUAAGUUUUGCGCAGUAUAUCUUCAGCGUGUGUGAACAAGUAGCAACUACCUUACAGAAGCCUUCAAUAGCGGCACAAACAACUGUUACUUGCAUAAAUGCCUUAAAUACAACCUUGCAGCGUCAACGAGACAACUUCUCUUUGUUUUACGACCAAGUAGUUGCUUCAAGCAAGGCUAUCAACUUUGUAGGCGAUCCAACACAACCAAGACCGAAGAAAGUCCCGUGGCGACUUCAACACGGAGAUGGCGAGCAACAUCAUUUCCAAACUGCGAAAGACGCCUACCAUGGCCAGUAUGUUGAGGCAAUUGAUGCGUGCUUGGCUUCACUACAGGAGCACUUCGAUCAAAAAACAUAUUCUGUAUUGAUGAAUAUCGAUACCGUGCUCAUUAAUGCAGCAAACGGGCGUAAGUUUGAGUUGAAUGAUGAAGUUGAACACCUUUACGAAAAUGAUCUCGACUUUGACCAGCUGAACGCGGACUUAAAGCUUCUUGAAGAAUUAUCUCGCAGCGACUUCCAGAAGAAAAGAAGGUGA
This is a messenger RNA of Xenia sp. Carnegie-2017, 1620 nucleotides long. Its product is annotated as zinc finger MYM-type protein 1-like. The coding region runs from base 1 to 1620 and encodes 539 amino acids. The transcript has a single exon. The record is from RefSeq and is a predicted model, not a curated record. NCBI's taxonomy places the organism in Eukaryota, Metazoa, Cnidaria, Anthozoa, Malacalcyonacea, Xeniidae.